AUGUCUGUCACAAAGGGCGUCAUCCUCGUCGGCGGCCCGUCAAAGGGUACCCGUAUGCGUCCCUUGACGCUCGACUGCCCCAAGCCCCUCCUCCCCAUCGCUGGCAAGGCCAUGGUGUGGCAUCCCCUCGCGGCGCUCGCCCAGGUGCCCGGCCUCACUGAGGUGCUGCUCGUCGGCUUCUACGAGGACUCGGUCAUGGCGCCGUUCGUUCGUGAGGCGCAGCGCGAGUUCCCCAACAUCAAGAUCAGCUACCUCCCAGAGUACCGCUCGCUGGGCACCGCCGGUGGCCUGUACCACUUCCGCGACUCGAUCCUGCGCGCGCCCGUCCCCCAGCACAUCUUCAUCUGCAACAUUGACAUUGCGACCAGCUUCCCCUUUGCCGAGCUGCUCGAGGUGCACAACAAGCACCGCGGCGUCGGCACCAUCAUGGGCGUGCCCGUCAAGAAGGAGGUCGCGACCCGCUACGGUUCCAUCGUGCACGACCCCGAGACGGCCCAGGUGCUCCACUACGUCGAGAAGCCCCAGGGCUGGAUCUCCAACACGGCCAACGGUGGUGUUUACUUGUUCGACAAGGCCCUCUUUGACGAGAUCAAGGAUGCCAUGGACGAGAAGACUGCCCGGGCAGCCGAGGACCCCCUCGUCGUGCUCGACGAGAACCUCCAGCUCGAGCAGGACGUGAUUGAGCGCCUGGCGGCCGCCAAGAAGCUCUACGUCUACGAGAGCAAAGAUUUCUGGCGCCAGAUCAAGACUGCUGCCUCGGCCGUUACCGCCAACUCGCUCUACCUGCAGCGCUUUGAGAAGACGCACCCCGACCUCUUGACCAAGGGUCCCAACAUCACCGCGCCAGUGUACGUGCACCCCACUGCGACGAUCGACCCGAGCGCCAAGGUCGGCCCCAAUGUGGCGAUUGGCCCGCACGUCUUCCUCGGCGAGGGAGCGCGCGUCGUCAACGCCAUCAUCCUCGACAACAGCACAAUCGACAAGCACGCCGUCGUCGUCAACGCCAUUGUCGGCUCCAACUCUACGCUCGGCCAGUGGGCCCGCGUCGACGGCGAGCCCGAGCCCGAGACCGAGGUCAAGGGCAAGAUCUCGGUAUCCGUCCUCGCGUCCGACGUGCAGGUCCUCCCCGAGACGCACGUCCGCUCGUGCAUCGUCCUCCCCAACAAGUCUCUCUCCAAGAAUGCGGCCAACCAGGUCCUCCUCUAG
This is a messenger RNA of Vanrija pseudolonga, 1206 nucleotides long. It is a transcript of the gene gmppA, whose product is annotated as Mannose-1-phosphate guanyltransferase alpha. Gene Ontology annotation, molecular function: transferase activity. The record is from RefSeq and is a predicted model, not a curated record. Lineage: Eukaryota; Fungi; Basidiomycota; Tremellomycetes; Trichosporonales; Trichosporonaceae. Gene Ontology annotation, biological process: biosynthetic process. The transcript is spliced from 7 exons. Gene Ontology annotation, cellular component: cytoplasm. The coding region runs from base 1 to 1206 and encodes 401 amino acids.